AUGUGUCUUUCUUUUCAAUUGACACAAACUCACCUGACCAGGAACUCAAAGCCAAAGAUUUCUGCGUCUCGCAGGCUCUUCUUAAAGACUAAAAUGUUGAAAAAGGCUGUGACCAUGUGGGAAAAUGAAAAACAGCUCAAAAGCGAGGAACGAGAUCAGGUCUUGAGUGAGAAAGUCCCAGCCCUGCAAGUCUCAGGUCUCAGCUUACAAGACCUACAGAAUCUUUGCAGAGAGUUACAUCAGAAAAUUGAUGUUGCUGAUGAGGACCGAUUUGACAUAGCUGCCAAAGUGACCAUAAAUGAUCAGAAAGUGCACGACUUGUCUCAGAAGAUUUAUGAGCUGAAAGGCAAAAUGAAGAGGCCAAACCUGAAGAGAGUGCGUGUUUCUGCAGACGCCAUGCUUGGUGCACUGCUGGGCGCCAAGGUCAAGGAGUCUGUGGACUUCAAGGCCAACCUGAAGACUGUGAAGAAAGAAGAGGAGAAGAAAGAGGAAGUAACAGACUGGCGUAAAAAUGUGGAUGCAAUGCUGCACCCGCUACCCGCUACUGUACUUAUAAAAGGUUGUUCACUGUUACUGCUGAUGUCCAAGUACAAACUCUUCUUGUUGAGGCAUGGAGAAGGCGCCUGGAAUAAAGAGAACCGCUUCUGCAGUUGGGUUGAUCAGAAACUGAGUGAAAAUGGGGUCACUGAGGCCCAGGACUGUGGCAGACUGUUAAAAGAACAGGGAUAUACCACCUGUGAUGUUGCCAAAGACAAACUACCUCGGUCUGAGAGUCUGAAGGAAGUGCUGGACAGACUGCUGCCAUAUUGGGACAAUACAAUAGUUCCAGAAAUUAGGAAAGACCGCUCAGUACUCAUAUCUGGUCAUGGAAAUAGCUGCAGGGCCCUUCUCAAACAUCUAGAAGGUAUAUCAGAUGAGGACAUUGUCAACGUUACUUUACCGACGGGCAUUCCUGUGCUGCUGGAGCUGGAUGAAAACCUCAGGCCAGUCAAACCUCGUCAGCUCCUGGGAGACCAAGCCAAGAUCCAGGCAGCUAUUAAAAAAGUGGAGGACCAGGGCAAAGCUAAACCAUCCACUUGA
Messenger RNA from Knipowitschia caucasica, 1080 nucleotides. Lineage: Eukaryota; Metazoa; Chordata; Actinopteri; Gobiiformes; Gobiidae. The record is from the annotation of a GenBank genome assembly.